Messenger RNA from Cadophora gregata, 1329 nucleotides. RefSeq lists its product as uncharacterized. Bases 1 to 1329 code for a protein of 442 amino acids. The transcript has a single exon. The record is from RefSeq and is a predicted model, not a curated record. Lineage: Eukaryota; Fungi; Ascomycota; Leotiomycetes; Helotiales; Ploettnerulaceae.
AUGAUAUCAGACACCAUCCUAAUCGGUCGCAGACCCCUCCGUACUCACCCAAAUGACCGAAUAAACGCCUACAACCACCACUCUCUCGCUCCAUGGCUGGCAGAAACGGGUUUCCUCACACCUCUAUACUUCCAUCGACGCGCCUCGGAAAUCCGACCAUUCAAUAUGGCGCGCUGGAUCUCGCCACCUGCUGUAAUGAAUCACAUGCUUCGACGUCCACUCAUCGUCUUGAAUUUCUCGGCUGCGCAGUUAAAAACAUUGCUUUGGGCUGCUGCAAUAUCGAGGUAUGGUGCUAAAGACAGGAUUGAGCUGGUUAAGGAGCAGAUGGAGAGGGUGGCUGGAGAGCUUGGAGGAGAGUUGGGAGACGUUCCAAAAGAGGGGUUCUUUGUGAGAAUUAGUAAUUGUUCGUUGAAGGAUGCGGACGAUGGAAAUCAGAAACCGCUUUAUACGAUUUAUGAUGCGUUGGUCAAGAUCCUUUCUUCAAAGCGGGCGGUGCACAGUUUGCUGGAUUUGCAAGCUGAGAGUGAUGUGGUGGAUCACAAGAUAUUUUUCUUUCCGUACUUUGCCGGGUUGGAUAAAUUGAGCGAGUGGCGGUGCUUUGUCUACAAAGGCGAGAUUGUGGCGAUUAGUCAGACGAGAUUCUAUCAGAAUCAUCAUGCGGGCGUGAAGGAUAGUGCGUUGAGAGAGUUAGUCAUUCAGGCGAGGAGGUUGUGGGAGGAGAUUGGAGGGGAUUUUGAAUUUGAAAGUACGAUUUUGGACCUGUAUGCUGAUGUUGGGAAGCCGGGAUUUCAAGUCAAGCUUAUUGAGAUGAAUCCUUGGGGAGCUCAUUUGGGGACGGGGAGUUUGCUGUUUCAUUGGAUUGAUGACAAAGAUAUCCUAGAGCCGGAGAUACCGACUGGGAAGACGGUGCUGAGACUUGUGCAGGCGAGGAGUGCUGCUUCGGGACCAGUGAAGUAUUUGCCCAAGGGUCAGGUUAAUCAUAUUGGGCAUGGGAGGAUAAUUGAAGAUGAGCUGAAGGUGCUGAGGAGGAGAAAGUUGCAAUGGGUAAUUGAUCCAAAGGAGACCCAGAGGCUGAUGUCGCUCCCUGUUCCAGGAAAGAUGAUCAGUGAGAUUACAGCAACCAGAGCAGAGGCAUUGAACAGGUUGCGAAAGGAAUAUGGGGUGGAGGAAGAGAUAGAUGGUGAGAGAGGAGAAAAUUCGGGCAACGCAAACGGAAUGAAGUUACAUGCACGGUUUAAGCGAAUGCAAAGAGCAUUUGUGGGUGAGGCAGGGCUUGGGGAGGAGACUUUGAGUGAAUACGUGGAGCUUAUUCCGUAUGAUUUGACUUAG